GGCUAAGCUAAGCUAAGCUAAACUAAGCUAAGCUAAGCUAACCUAUCGUGCGGUGUUUGCGGCGCUGCAGCAGAAAUAUCUUGGCUGUUCGUCAGUACCGUGGAGCGGUCGUUGUCGGUUUGUAGUUUCCCUCAUAACGGGUAAAACUGGCCGUGCACACGCUUUUUCAGUCCGUAUUUCAGAACUAACCUUUGAAGGAGCACAAUCAUGGGUGUGGAAGUUGAAACAAUAUCCCCUGGCGAUGGAAGAACAUUUCCAAAGAAGGACCAGACUUGUGUUGUGCAUUACAUAGGUAUGUUGCAGAAUGGCAAGAAGUUUGACUCUUCUCGAGACAGGAACAAGCCUUUCAAGUUCAAGCUUGGAAGAAUGCAGGUUAUAAAGGGCUGGGAGGAAGGUGUAGCGCAGAUGAGCCUCGGCCAGAGGGCAAAACUCACCUGCACACCAGAUAUGGCUUAUGGCGCAACAGGCCACCCCGGGGUCAUCCCGCCAAACGCCACCCUUAUAUUUGACGUGGAGCUGCUCAAGCUGGAGUGAAGCCCGGAGUUAAAUACUCACAGCUCCAAGGCACACGAGGCUGCGUCUGCCACAACCUGCUGCCUCUUGCCAUGUUACCUGAUUUUUUUUUUUUCUUUUCUUUUUGUUCCUGUCUGAUAUUCUCUCAGUAUUUAAGUGUCCAUUGCUGCUUUGCUCUUUUGUUCCAAAACAUGCUGCAAUAACAAUGUUAACAUCACACAACACUUUUCCAAAGGCGACACAUCACAUUUCUUUUAUUACAUGCUUUUCAUUUACUUACAUUUAAAGUUGUAAAUUUUGUUGAACUAAGACGAGCAGUCGCGUAACGGAGGCUGUGCCUAGAGCCUUACCGUUUGAAUAACUGAGGAACUGUAACAAGUUGACAGUAAUCGUGCUCUGUAUCCUAACUGGGCAUUAUCUACCACAGCCUGUGUUGACACUUGGAAAAAAUUUUGUCCUCCUGAAUGCUCUGAAUAAUGCUGCUGUCUUUGGUAUAUUUUAUAUCCUUCAAACAUUUUGUGCACGUGUAGCGUCUGCAGCUCAGCCCAGUUCUGCACCGUACAGAAUUAUGCAAGAAGGAACACCGCGAGUCUGACCUUUUAUUGACCAAGUCUUCAAUAAAAAUAGCAUGUACUGUGUUGAGAU
This is a messenger RNA of Thalassophryne amazonica, 1158 nucleotides long. It is a transcript of the gene fkbp1b, whose product is annotated as FKBP prolyl isomerase 1B. NCBI's taxonomy places the organism in Eukaryota, Metazoa, Chordata, Actinopteri, Batrachoidiformes, Batrachoididae. Bases 208 to 534 code for a protein of 108 amino acids. Gene Ontology annotation, molecular function: peptidyl-prolyl cis-trans isomerase activity. The transcript has 4 exons. The record is from RefSeq and is a predicted model, not a curated record.